AUGGACGAAAGCUCCAGAGCUCGCAGAAUAUCUUGUUCCAAAGUGCUGCGUUUUUUCUGGAGUUUGACCCGUAAGAAACCUCUGGAUCCAGAAGGGGAGGAGUCCACCUUCUGCCGAUGCCUGACCACCUUGGACCUGGUGGGUCUGGGGGUCGGCAGUACGUUGGGGGCCGGGGUUUACGGCCUGACAGGUGAGGUGGCCAGAAACAUGUCCGGUCCCAGCAUCAUCAUCUCCUUCCUGGUGGCUGCCGUGGCCUCGGCCUUUGCAGGGCUGUGCUAUGCAGAGUUUGGGGCCCGGGUCCCCAAGAUGGGCUCAGCCUACCUCUACAGCUACGUGACUGUGGGGGAAGUGUGGGCCUUUGUGACCGGGUGGAACCUGGUGCUGUCAUACGUCAUCGGAACUUCAACAGUGGCCAAGGCCUGGUCCGGGACCUUCGAUGACCUGAUACAUAACGUAAUUGCUGAAUAUCUAGAGGAGCACAUACCUAUGGACUCACCUGGUCUGGCCACUUACCCAGACUUCUUUGCUGCUGCACUGAUAAUGUUACUGGCUGGGAUCCUUGCAUAUGGUGUGAAAGAGUCUGUGAUCCUAAAUACUGUGUUCACCGGCGUGAAUGUGACCGUACUGCUUUUUAUCAUCAUCGCCGGUUUUAUAAAAGGAGACAUUAACAACUGGUUUAUCAGUGCAGAGGCUGUUCUCAGUUAUUAUGAAAAUGAAACACAAAUUGAAGAGAAUGACUUUGGCGUUGGUGGUUUCUUCCCCUUCCGUCUUGACGGUACCCUGGCAGGAGCAGCGACAUGUUUCUAUGCUUUCAUUGGAUUUGACUGCAUCUCCACAACAGGCGAGGAGGUGAAGAACCCCAGGAAGGCGAUUCCUCUGGGGAUCAUGUUAUCGCUGCUCGUCUGCUUCCUGGCCUACUUCGGCGUGUCAGCUUCUCUGACACUUCUGAUGCCCUACUAUCUGCUCGACACUCGCAGCCCUCUACCUGUGGCCUUUGAACACAUCGGGUGGGAGACGGCAAAGUAUGCGGUGGCUGUGGGAUCCCUGUGUGCACUGUCAACCAGUCUCCUGGGAGUGAUGUUUCCGAUGUCGAGGGUGCUUUUUGCCAUGGCGAGAGACGGCCUGCUCUUCAAACCUCUCGACUACAUGAGCUCCAGACAGAGUCCUGUCACAUCUACGCUGUGUUCAGGAGCUGUCGCUGCUGUCAUGGUGCUGUUGUUUGACUUAAAGGCUCUGGUUGACUUGAGUUCCGUUGGGACCAUCUUUGCCUACACUGUCAUUGCAGUGUGUGUUCUCAUACUGCGAUACAAGGAGGACUCUGGUUUUAUCCACCGAUCGGAGCCGUUCACAGUUUUGGGGCUGAUCAAGCCUCCAUCUCGAUCUACACGCCGCACCUCAGAAAACGUCAACAUCCUGACCAUCAUCAUCUUGUUCCUGGUGCUCAUUUUGAGCGUUCUGCUGUCCGAUUCCCUGGAUUCCCUCCGGAGGCGAGAGGUGUGGAGUCUUCUGUUGGUCUCUGUCCUUGCGCUGACACUCGUCCUCACCGUCGUUAUCAUCUGGAAACAGCCACAGAGCAGAACUAAAGCUGCUUUCAUGGUUCCUGGACUCCCUUUAAUUCCAAUUGUAAGCAUUUUCAUCAACACCUAUUUGAUGGUUCGACUGGGAGAGGAAACUUGGAUCAUUUAUUGUAUCUGGAUGGCAGCCGGCUUGAUCAUCUACUUUGCUUACGGCGUUCAUCACAGUGUCCAACAACAAAGGCAACAGGAGAUUCUGCAAAAUAUUAUAAAUAGAAAUAUUAUGGAUGAAGUUUCUGCUGCUUGA
Messenger RNA from Sphaeramia orbicularis (orbiculate cardinalfish), 1821 nucleotides. Its product is annotated as cationic amino acid transporter 2-like. Gene Ontology annotation, molecular function: L-ornithine transmembrane transporter activity; L-arginine transmembrane transporter activity; L-lysine transmembrane transporter activity. The record is from RefSeq and is a predicted model, not a curated record. Gene Ontology annotation, cellular component: plasma membrane. The transcript has 13 exons. Gene Ontology annotation, biological process: L-arginine import across plasma membrane; L-ornithine transmembrane transport. The coding region runs from base 1 to 1821 and encodes 606 amino acids. Lineage: Eukaryota; Metazoa; Chordata; Actinopteri; Kurtiformes; Apogonidae.